GACAGAACUUUGCAUUUUCUUCUUCUUCCCACAACCCCGAGACCUCACUCCCCUCAUCGCAUCGCUCUCUCAAAUCGGACCCAGCAAUGCUCCGAAUGGCCGGAGAGAAGCUUUUCGGGACCGCCGUGCGGGCGGCUCCGCGUCCGCUGUCGAUCCUGGGGAGGUCGUACCACGAGAGGGUGGUCGACCACUACAACAACCCCCGCAACAUCGGAUCCUUCGUGAAGGACGAUCUGGCGGUCGGCACGGGCCUGGUCGGCGCGCCGGCGUGCGGCGACGUCAUGAAGCUCCAGAUCAAGGUGGACGAUUCGUCCGGGAGGGUCGUCGAUGCUCGUUUCAAAACUUUCGGUUGUGGGUCGGCCAUCGCUUCUUCCUCUGUUGCUACCGAAUGGGUGAAAGGCAGAAAAAUGGAGGACGUCUUAUCGAUUAAGAAUACGGAAAUUGCGAAGCAUCUUGCCCUUCCGCCGGUGAAGUUGCACUGCAGCAUGCUGGCUGAGGAUGCCAUCAAGGCAGCCGUAAAAGAUUACGAAGCUAAACUUGCCAAAUCAAAUGCCGGCCCGAAGACGAUCGAUGGUUGAGAUAUAAGAGAUGCUGAUGUAAAUAUGAGGACGAGCUCACUGUCGCCAGAUGUACAACCUGUUUUAGAAAUGUUCUAAAACCUCGUGUAUGUACUAUACUUGGGCGAGUAUGGUGUUUGUUUGUAA
Rhodamnia argentea is the source of this 704-nucleotide messenger RNA. Its product is annotated as iron-sulfur cluster assembly protein 1-like. NCBI's taxonomy places the organism in Eukaryota, Viridiplantae, Streptophyta, Magnoliopsida, Myrtales, Myrtaceae. The transcript is spliced from 4 exons. The coding region runs from base 87 to 578 and encodes 163 amino acids. The record is from RefSeq and is a predicted model, not a curated record. Gene Ontology annotation, biological process: intracellular iron ion homeostasis; iron-sulfur cluster assembly. Gene Ontology annotation, cellular component: mitochondrial matrix; cytoplasm. Gene Ontology annotation, molecular function: 2 iron, 2 sulfur cluster binding; ferrous iron binding.